UAUCGCUCCUCCCUGUUGUGUCAUUUUUCGUGUUUCAAGGAUUCUGCCCGCUCGUCUGUUGUUCACCAAGCGAACGCGAAAGCGGUUUGUUUGUUUCGCGCAAUUCUCAACACGAUCAUUCCGACCGGACCAGAGCAGGGCGUGAGAAAAACCACAUCAAAUCGCUCUUUCCCCGACCAAUACUUGGCCCGGUGGCGUAACAAUUUGUGUGCCGCUUGCCGCGUUUACUGUGCAGAGUGCGCGUGUGUGUGCGUGUGUGUGUGUGUUUGUGCGCCGUAUUGUUUGGCUCGGUACGUCGAAAGCAAAUGUUGUGAUCCAAUUAUUUCCCGCCAUUUCUUUGCAUUUCUAUGUUUGUGUGUUGGGUGUUGUACGAUAAUUUAUCGCUAAAGUGAUUUCCGUAGCAGUCGCCAAGGAGAUGGAGCUGAAAUAGAAGGCUACUGUGUGCGUGUGUGUGUGUGUGUGGCGGCUAAUGUAGAGCACACGUAAAAGCAAAACAAUCACGGCCACACUCGGUCGGUGGUUGACAUUGAGGCCUUCCUGCCCGUUGUGGUUGUUGGUUGGUUGUUGUUGUUGUUGUUGAUGAUAAGCAGAGGCGAUAGAUUCAGAUUUGAAACACAGUAACCACACAUCGUCCAGCUUUGGGUUCAUUCCAAAGGAAAAGAAGCGCCAUUUCGUUUUUUUCGGUAACUAAAAUCGAAGCAGGAGAAACUCACGCUCCCUUCACCCGGCUGUGCGUGUGUGUGUGGCAGACAACAAGCCAAUUGACAAAAAUGGCGAAUUUUGGCACGUUUCACCCCUCCUCCUCUCGCCCAUCGUUUUGACCAACAGACACCAGCUGCCUGCUGAGACAGGGCGAAGAACACAACAGAAGCAAUCCCUUUUGUGUGAUGCCCGGCAACGAUAUGUGCGUAAACACGCACACGAAAGCUACGAUGCGUAGUGUGCGUGAGUGAAUGUGCGCGCGUGUGUGUGUGUUUUGUGACGCUGUAGUUUUUUGGCCGGUGUUCAUGGUUCAGUUUCUUCUGUUUGUAUUUAGGCACCGUGUGUCGCACGCACAGCAGCAGCAGCGGUAGCAGCAGCAUCGUUGCCGCAGUGAUCGAAAAUAGAAAAUGGCGCGCAAUAUGUUGUGUUGUCGUUGUACAUGCUGAGUGUCCUUUAAAGAGCUCAAUCGAAUAAUGUAACAUGUGAAAUCCCGUGAGGUGUACUUUUCGUGUAUGGCUUAACUCGUAGCUUAACUAGCUUGUGACGGUGACAUUUGAAAGAGCGUCCUCCAUUUGCAAAACUAGUUGCCGCAAGGAUGUUGCCUGCCGACUUGGAAGGACUCCGCCGGUAACGGUUGACGCGCGGUGAACGCUUACGGGGAGGGAGGGCGGGAGAGACAGUAUCCUGCGCCGCUGCUACGGCAGAGGCAUGGUCUCGCCCUCGAAGGCCAAACUUUCCAGGAUCGCCGGUCAACAGCAGCAGCAGCAGCAGGAACAACAGGAGGAACAGCAGCACCGUCCGUCUCAGGCAUCCCAAAGGAAAGCGAACAACAAGGUGCAGCUGGUGAAGGGUCCGAAGCCGCUAGUGUACCAUCGGUUCUACCUGGACAUCGAGCAGCACCAGAUCGCGACGAAGAUCGAGACGACCAUCAAGCAGCUGGGUGGUUCGGUAGAAUUUUUCCUCAACAAGGAUGUUACGCACUUCGUAACUGACAAACUACAGCCGACUGCUGCUGUUGGCGAGACUGGCGAACAGCAGCGAGAGCAGCCGCCAUACUGUGCCUCGCCAUCGGGCGUCGUCAGCUCGGCCGAAAAUCCAGCGCGACCCGCGCAUCAACGGCAGCCGGCGCCGCUGCCGCCGCUGCAGCGCACCUCGCGUCAACUUCUUCAUCUGACGCACCAGCAGCAAACCCACGGUCAAUAUGUAAAUGAUUACGGACCGGCGACCAGUCGUACAUCGUCACCAUGUCCACCACCGAUAACAUCAGCAGCAGCAGCAGCAGCAGCAGCACCGUCCUCUUCCGCGGGAGCAUGCAUCACGACGGCCAGUGGUGCAGCGGCAUCCGCGCAGCAGAAGCACGUGGUGGCUGGGCCGGCAGCAGUCUCCUCCAGCACCACCGCGGCUUCGGUAGGGUUUGAUGGGAAGGUUAAGCCAAACCACCACUUGUCCUCCAGUCUGUCGGCAACAUCAUCAGCAGCAGCAGCAGCAGUACCACGCAGCCGUGCAGAUGCUAUGCUACAGCGUGUCCGGCAGCAGCAGCAACAGCAGCAGCAACAGCACCACCAUCAAGCACAGCCUUCCUACAGCUUGCUCCACUCGUCGCCCCUGAACCCAACGGCGUACGGUUCGACGCCCACGAAAGCCGCCACACCCUCGUCCAUUCACACGUCCUCCCACCACAAGCAGGCGCCCAGCCCGUCCUGCUACAGCCCGUCCGGGGCGGCCAUCACGCGCACGAGUGCGGCGACGACCACCGCCGCCAGCCGCCAGAACAGCCCGGUCCAUCAGGCCCGCUCCUGGGGCACGCUGAUCUGGAGUGCCGAGUACGCGCUCAAGUUUCUGCGCAAGGUGCUCGCCUCGCUGCCGCAAGCAGCGAACGGCGUUGGUGAUAGCUCCAAGGCUGGUCGAUUAGGGGGUGACGGUAGGACCGACGCUAGUGGGCGAUCGCAUCGACAUCACCAUCGGCAUCACCAGUCGCACGGUGCUCGACCGUCAGGCGGCCAGCACGUGCACCAUCUGCGCGGACGGUUCGUAAAGAUCGAGUCCCGGUCGGCCCCGGGCAACCAUCGGCCAGUGUACCAGGAGUUUAAGCGGUGGCCGGCGCUGUUGCUCACCGAUCGGGAACUGGCAGGGCGAAAGGCACCGUUUGCGGACGUGCACGAAGCGCCCGAACGGAAGCAGCAACCGGUGGAUGAGCAGAAGAGGAAGGGAAACGUAACGCUCGAACCGGGCGGUGGCGGUGGCACACCUGUGGAAGGGACGAGCACGAGUAGAAUGACGAGAAAGCUUGCCAGUGCCGCCAAUAACAGCGUUGCCACACGAACCACAACGACGGCGACGGGGAAGAGUGGUGAAACGGUGGUGAAGAAGCGCGCGCAGGACAAGGCUGCGGCUCCGCCCCGCGACUGUGGCUACUGCGAGAUUUGUCGCAUCGAGUACGACUCGCUGGCGGCGCACGUGCAAUCGGACAGCCACCAGACGUUCGUGCAGAACGACGACAAUUUUCUGUCCCUUGACCGGCUGCUCGAUUCGCUCGGUGGUGGUGGCGACAGCGACGAGACAAAGCUGGCGGAGGAGGACGGGUACGAUGGUGGUGAGGGUGGUGGUCCCGGUGGUGCUGUUGCCGUUGAGACCUUCUUCCAGCAGCUGCACAGCACGACCCGCAUCAAGCGCGGUCCGGGCGAGGAGCUGCUGUACGAACGGAGGAAGCCUCCAGCGUCCUCCGCCGCCCCACAACCGAAAGCAAUAGUAGGAGCGGGCGGAGGAGGGACAGGCGGAGACAAGCGGCAGGAGGAAGAAAAGGAGGAGGAGGACGGAGCAGAGGGGAGGCGAAACAAAGCAACCACGGUGACGGUGGCGGUGACGACGACGACGACGGCCGCCGCUGACGAACUGAUCGAACGACAACAACAAAACACAACAGCACCGAUCGGAGAAGAAGAAGAGCAAGCAGCACGCAGCACGCAGGUAGAAGCAACAGUGAGGCAAGCGUUGGAGGAAGAAAAGCCUGCAAAAAUCGCUACAUCGAAGGAAGGCGACGACGUGAAUAGUGAGGAAAAGAAGGGCCAACCGCGUGCGAAAGUGAAACGAAAGCGCACCGCGACAACAUCGACGUUGACGGGUGCCGACUGUGAGGAGGAGAAGUGUGAAGGGAAAGACAAGCACGGCGACAAAGACAAGAAGGCGCUGAUUAGGCUUGCGAUCCAGUCGGUGAUUGCCACGUUCGACUGUAGUGACGGGUUUUUGGCGGAAGUGGACCAAACGCUGGACGAUUCCGUACGGCUCGACGAUAGCGUGGUGGUUGAGAAGAAGAAGAAGGAGGAGGAGAGUGUAAAAGAACAGGCGGACAAAUCACCGGCGGUCGGUGAGAGUGGUGUUAGUGAUAAGCGUGCUGCCAAUAGUAGUAGUAGUAGAGUUAGUGUAACGAACCGUGAUAGUAGUGGCAAGAAGAAGGAGGAGGAGGUGUUGGUGGGUCAAAGGACGAGCAGGGUGCGAUCGUGCAAACAGCAGCAGACCGAGGCGGAGACUGCCGAAGUGAGCGUGCGUCGCAGUGAACGUAAACCACCGGGCUCCGCGUUUCGGGAAGUGAGGGAAGAGGAGGAGAAGGAGAAGGUGUUGAGCAAGCCAGCGGAGGAACCGGAAGCGGCGAGCGGUGAAGGAAUGUUUGGGCGACGAUCAGCAAUUCAUCAUCAUCCACAUAAUCAACUGAACCAUCAUAACCAUCAGAAGCACAAAUCAACCCUCAGCGCACUAUUGCUCAAGCAGCAGCAGGAACGAGCGCAGCAGCAGCAGCAGCAGCAGCAAGAGAAGGAGAAGCAGCAGCAGUGGGACGAACGCAAAGCGACCGAUAGUGCUGCCGUCCUCGAUCAUGCUGCCGGGAUGAAAGUGAUAACCGAUUUUCGCACCAAGCAGCAGCAGCAGCAGCAGCAAGAAGCAGUCGAGGACGACGGGGAGCUGGUCGCGCACAAAUCGGUCCUGCUGGUGGGCGUACCAGCAACGGAAGCAAAAGCACCCGCUGCCACCGAGGACGCAAGGCCAGAGGAAACGAGCACUCCGAAAACCGGCGCAGGUCGACGCAAGCGUAACCCGCAACGGGCGGAAGAGGACACAGCAAGCAUGGGUCUGAAAGCAUCAACGACAGCAUCGAUGAACAAACACCACCAUCAUCAUCAUCACCAUCUUAGCGAGAGCGGUAGUGGUGGUGGUGCCGCUGGUACAAAGACACGCCACGCGACCGAGCUGGCAGCGACGCUGCUCGAGUGUGACGGGCUCGAUCCGAAAAACACGAAGCGCAUCAGUCUCGGGCUGCGCCAGAAUCCCAAGCGAGCGAACCUGAACGAAGACUUCACCAGCCUGCUGGACGAAACGCUCGAGCGGUCGAAAAUGUCCGGCUCGUCGACGUCGGUACGGCGGACGGCCCAGUCGCGGAUACGGGUCGGGCCGAAAGCAAAGGAACAGCACACGGUGGUGGUGACUCCCAAGCAGCAGCAGGUGGAAGAGGAACCUUCCAAUCGUGUCUGUGAAGAUGAGGCGAAGGAGGCGCACGAUCGGCUAAAGCCUGCCGCCGCCACUGCUGGAUCAAACAAACGAUCGUCGGGCAGCGCCAAGAAGACGGUCACACUGGAGGACAUCAAAGUACGCGGUAUACGAUGGCGGGCGCCCAGUCCAAUGACGCGACCGCCGGUCAAAUCGCCCCUGCUGUACAAAGUGAUCGAUAACCAGGCAGGAGGAGAGGAGACUGUCUCGUCGAGCGGUGGCAUCAGCACAUCCCGUCCGACGGCGACGACGACAACACCAACCGGCCUGCAAGCGUCCCAACGAAAGGAUCCAACGGCCACCGGCGGCAGCGCACAACUGCCGAGCAGCGCCCAGUCACGGACAACGUGCAAAGCGUCCAAGGUGAACGGUGCGUCGCCGGGCAAGAAGAAUGGACUGAUCGUGAAGAUCAGGCGCGUGCGCCAGUCCGAGCUGAGCCUGCUGAACGACGAGGCGGAAAACUUUAUGUUCCCGCGCAAGGACGACAGCAGCUCGGACGAGGAGACGGACGACGGUCGGCAAACGUCGUCGGAAGGGUACCAGGGCGGCAGUGCGAACAACUACUCGGUCGAUAUCACUAGCAGCAGCGAGGCGGACCGGGGGAUGGCGACGGAAGACGCAACGACGAACGACGUGGUAAUGGAGAAUCAUUCGGAAGAGGACGAGGACGAAGAAGCUGCAGCGACGAGGGAGGAGGAAAAGCGCACAGUGACUGGUGGUGGUCGGAAGCGCAAAAAAGCGAUCCCUGCCAGCGGCCAGCGCGCCUGCUCGAUCGAAAGCAGCGAUCAUCGGUCGUCUCCCGUUUCGUCGCGUUCGUCGCCUACGCUACCGAUCGCGUCAAAGCGAGCGCGCCUGGAGACAGCGGCCCGCCGCAAAGCGCAACAGACGGCCGACUUUGGAAAGGGUCAGGAUCCCGUGGACGCCAGGGUGCGAUUUCCAGAGGCCCCCAUCCAGCCAUGCCCAGUAGCAGAAGCAGCAAAAACGAGUCCGUCUUCCACCGAUCGGGCGCGGCGUCGCCGCCAGUCGAGCGCGUCGGAAGACGGCCAACAACAUGAUGAUGAUGAUGAUGCCAACAACGAUGAUGCAGCACAGGUGGAAGAGAAAGAUGAGGAGGAGGAAGAGCAUGAAGAGGAGGAGGAGGUGAAGCAGGUAGUGGUGAAGUCGAGGCGCGGUAGAGGCGCAGGAAUGCGUGGACGUCGCGGGCAGAGGAAAGCUUACCGGGAAGACUCGGUCACGAGUACAUCUUCCACCACCGCCGUCAUUGGCCCUUGCCCCACGUGCAGUAUCGCAAAGGGUCGUGGACGGGGACGCCGUGGAGGUGUCGCCGGUCGACGGGGCCGCCGUGGUGCAGGUCGAGCCGCUCGAGGCAGUCGCCUGCAGGCCGGAGGUGCCGCUUCCUGUAACUGCCACUUGCUCGACGCAUCGCGAAUGCCACCACCCUCGAGCAGGCGGCGCACGAACGAGUCCGUCGAGCGGGCGGCCACCCCUGCCUCGCCACGCAAAGCGGGCACGCGUGCGUCCAAAACAAAGACGACACCACCGGGCGCCGUUUCUUCGUCGUCGUUCACAUCGUCGUACGGCGGUGACGGGGCCGCCAUGAUGGCCGGCGCCAGCCACAGCAGCUACAUCAAGGGCAAGGAGGAUGGGAUGGGGGCAGUAUUCAAGUGGAUCAACUUUCGCAAGCGCUGCGAAGAGAUCGAACCGUACCGGUUCGCGUUCGAGCGCGUGCCGUCGCUGGAACCGUGGUACGAAACGUUCCAGCGGCAGGACGACGGUACGGAGAAGGUGUACGAGUAUUUCGGCAGCACUGGCUACCGGAAACUGCCGUACGAGAUGGGACCGCUGCCGGCGCUGGGGCAGAACUGCUGCAUACUAAACUACAAGGUGGUGCCGGCGAGCCGGAAAUCGAAUCGAACCACCUCGCUGCAGUCUUGCUCCUCGGCCUCGCUGGAACCAUCGUCGCCGGGCGGCCGGAAGAGCUCGCGGCCCAGCUCGUCCGACGUGCAGCAAAGCUUUGGCGGGGCGGCGUCAACUGCCGACGAGCCGACGGAGUCGAAAAAGUGCUCACCCUCGUCGUCGCUUUCUUCGCUGCCGUUGAAGAAGCGCAAGCUGCUGCUGCAGGAAGGCGGCGGUGGCACCGAUGGCAGUGGCACUUCCAAAACCGACGCAGGAGGAGGAAGUGGCAGCAGCGCGGCUACGGCGGCCGGUGAAGCGAGCAGCAACAGCAGCCGGAUAGCGCGGCUCAUUGCGGGAGCGAACGAGCGGCCGCGCAAAUCGCCCCGCGAGCACGCCUCCACCCUGGCCAUUCUCAGCCUGCUGCAGCAGCAGCAGCACCGGAAGCGGGCGGGCACGAUCAAAAUUCUCACCAGCCCGCGCAAGGCGACGACGGCGACGGCAACGCAAACGACGGUCCUGCACGAGCAGCUCCUGCAUCAGGACGCUGACAGCAACGGGGAGGAGCCGAGCCGGUCCUGUUCGCGGGCCAGCGAUCGUGCCAGCUCGCGGGCGGGCUCGUCCACCGGCGGUAUCAAGUUCGAUCGGCCGCUCUUCCCGGACAGCAGCUACGUGAACAGCCGCACCCUGUGCCAGGAGCUGGACGCGUUCCUGUCCGACGAGCUGAAGCGCGUCACCGGCAGUAAGGACGGCGGUACGACGCUCGGUGCAAUCGUUAAGCAAGAGCGUUCGGAUACGGGCGAAGCGGAAGAGACGGAUGAGCGGAUUGCGAUCGACGAAACAGCGGACAAGAGCGAGACGCUACUGGAGCAGGAUGAUUUGAUGAUGGACCAGGAGCUACUUCUGCCCCCGUCGGUCGUGCAGGAAGGCAUCGCCAUCGAACGGAACGAACUGCCGGUAAGCAAGCGCGACCUGCUGGAUGUGCUGCAAACCGUCGGCACGGAACCGCCGCUCAGCCUGAAGCUUGUACAGCGCUGCGAAUCGGUGGUGAAGAAGAUCGUCCAGUACGAUCGGAAGGAGCGGCCGAUGGUCGCGAGCGGAACCGGCUCGGGGUUGGCCAUUUCGUCCGGCUCGCCGGUAAUUGGGCUGCAGCUGUUCGACAGCGGGUCACCGCUGGCCGCGUGCGGACCGGGCAGCGGACCGGGCAGUGUCGGUGGCACAUUCCUCAAGAAGCGCAUCAAUCGUACCGGUUGGCCGACGAACAAGCGGAAGAUUGGUACGCGCACCAGGCAGCAGUCACGCUUCAUGCUACCCUCCUCGUUGGCCGGGGGCAAGAAAUCGUUGUCGAGGGAGUCGAUCAAAAAGGAACCGGAAGAGCAGCGAGGGGAGGAGAAAGACGAGGAGGAGGAGGAUGGCUCGUUGUCGCAGCAGCAGCCGCAGCAGUGUGCGAUCAAAGUGGAAGAGUCGCUGCAAAGGCAUGCUGAGACCGAGGAAGAGGAUGAGGAAGAGGAAGACAACGAGGAACAGGACGAAGGGGAAGACAAUGACGAUGAAGCGGACGAGGAGGAGGAUGAGGAGGAGGAUGAGCACGAGGACGAGGACGAUGAUGCUGACACGGUGGUGGAAGAAAAGAUUCGUCCUGCCAGGGUCGGCGGAGCGUCUCGGAAGGACGUUGCUCAAGCAAACCAUAAAAAGACUGACAGUGUGCGCCGGAAGCAGCGGGAGGACGACGGCAAGGAGGAAGCCCGAGCAAACCACACACCAGCCGGACGGAGGGGAAGGAAACGGUCGGUUGGAGGGAAGCGAGGUGUCGCAAAGCGUGACCAUAUCAAUGCGGCUGCGGCUUGCGAUGACGAGCACGAUGACGACGAGCAGGCGAAGGAAGCGUUAGCAGCGACGACGUGUGAGAAAAGGCCGACAGAAAAGGACCGAAAUACUACGGUGCCGGGGCCGACGGUCGACACCAUGCCAACGCUUCGGGCUGCGCUGAUGCGAGACAACAGCCAGUUGCAGCGCCUACUUUCAUCGCCUUCUUCCAAGCCGCCCGCCUUUUCCUCUGCCUCGCCGUCCUCUAUUCUGGCUCCCGGGAGUCUCAACCGCGGUACGGUUCCGUUUACCACCACUCCCGGCCGGGGAGCGGUGGCGACAGCUGGUGGCGAAAAUGUGCCAUGUCCCCCGACGUCCUGCGCCCCUACCAGUGGACCAGUGCUGGGUGUAAACAGUUGCAAGUAUGUGACGAAAACGACCACCACGAUGACCCGGGUCGAUUACGACGGUGGCGGAGGGGGUGGGCCAUCUCCGCCCAAGCGAAAACAUUCCCGCGAAGACGUUGCAGCCAACAACGAGCAGGAGGAGCAUCAUCUCCCGAAGGAAGACGCUCGCCAGAAGCAGCAAACCGGUGGGGUAACGAAUCGUCACCGCAGUUCGGUUGCCCUGGCGACGCACGACAGCGACGACAAGGAGUGCGACUCCAUCAGCUCGCGAAGCAUCUUCGUUAGCGACGACUGUGAUACCACCUCGUCCUCGACCGCCAUAAACCCGCCCGACGAGCGGCCACCGUCGACGAGUGAACUGCCCUCCGCGCCGAACGAUCCCGCAGCUGUACCUUCCGCCCCGUCGCAGACGAAUCCACGGCUACCGGCCAUCCGGGUGCGGCGGAAAGAGAGCUCGGACAACGAGGAAACGAUCCACAGUGCCGCCGCCACCGAAGAGGAGGAGGAGGAGGAGGAAGAGCACUCAGUGAACGCUCCGCUGACCACUACCACCACCCACAAAGCCACCAAAUCGCCCCGAACGCCCAGCGAACGGAUACGCAACAAGAUGGUAAAGAACCGGCGUGCGGCUGUGCGUGCCGAUCAGACAGCGAAGGGUAGGGCGGGUGGUGGUGGCAAACGACCGCCAGCGAAGAAACACCAUGACGUACAAAUCCGUGCCGCUUCGUCGUCGAAAAGGCGGAAAUCAUCCUCCCUAGGGCCACCGUUGCCGCCUCCCUCGAUGAUGCCACUGUCGCCCCCGCUAACGACGUCCACCUCUUCCUCUUCCUCCUCAUCGUACGGUGCGGACGACAAGGCGCCGCUUUCACCGGCACCAGCAAAAGCACACGAUUGUGAGAGCAUCGAGGAGGAAGAGGAGCAGCAACACACCACCACCGCCGAGCAAUAUUCUUCCCGUGCCAAAGCUGGAGAAGGAGGAGAAGGAGGGGUUGUUCUCACGCCGUCGAAAAUAAAGACCCGCUCGUCGACGUUUGGCUACUCGCCGCCGAAGCGUACCUACGGUGCUGGCAAGCAAACGCCGAAAAAGCUUCCGUUCGUGAGUUUGAUCAAAACGAACUUUGUGCAGAGCGCAGCGGAGGCAACGACCGCAGCGGAGGUCACGCUUGUGAAUGGGAAGAAGGCUGUCGACGGCAACAGCACCGGGAAAGGUAAUCGUCGAAGGAAAGCGGAGGAAAAAAAGCCGCGAAAGCAAUCGACGUCACCGUCGGGAAGGAAGCCAAGUGCCGCCGGUGGGAGGAAAAAGAAAGACAGCGAACCUGUGGCUGACGAUGCGGCUGUUGCUGGUAGUGAUGUUGGUGGUACCACGGAUGGCAAGAGAAGCAAAAAGUUGACCCUCAAGGCGAAACAGUUGCUGGCCCGGAAGCGAUUGCCAAAGGCUGCAAAGAGGAAGGAAGCGGCUACUAGCGGUCAUUUCAAUAACAACAGCGAUGGCCACUCGAACGAUGAUGGUGAGAAGGAAGAGGAGGAUCCGUUGCUGUGUACCCUUACCACCACCACUGAGGAGCAGCAACAGCAGCAGGAGGAGGAGGAGGAAUGUUUGCAGGAAGUGCAGCAGAAGCAGCACCAUCUUCCGGAGCAGCAAUUCCAUCAUCAGCGGCAGCGGCGCGAAUCGAGCCGAGUGCAUGAUCUGCUGGAGGAGCAUUUGAUUGAAGAGGAAGAGGAAGAUGCUGCCGAUCAUCAUCACGAGCUAAUGGAGGUGGAGGAGGAAGAGGAGGAGGAGGCGCAAGAGGAGGACGAUGAGGUGGCGACCGAGCUGGAGGAAGUCGAUGAGGAGGAGCACUACGAGCUGCUCGAGGUGGAAGAGGUUGAGGAAGAGGAGGAUGGUGACGAUGGGGUGGACGGUGGUGCGGAACAUCUCCACCGGGACGAGGAGGACACAUUCCCUGCGGGGCAGGCAGAGCGCCAUCAUCAUCAUCACCAUAAUCAUCAUCACCAUCGGCAACAGGCGCGGCGAGAGGAUGAGAAACGGAAGCUCGUGAUGGCCGACCACGAUUACAGCGAUCAGCACGACGAUACCGAUCCACCGAUAGUGGAUGCGGAGUUCGUUGAGGUCGAGGAGCUGGAAGAGGAGGAUCAUCUCGAGGACGAUGGCGAGGAAGAGGAAGCGGAAGAUGAACAGGUGGAGGAGGAAGAGGAGGAGGAGGACGAUGAUGAUGAUGAUGAUGACGGUGAGUCCACCAUCACAACGCUAACAGCGCCUCCAGCGGUGGGUUUCGGAAAGCAGCAGCAGCACCAACCACGUGUGAAGCUAACGUUCACCUCGUCCGGUGGCACCUCGACGGUCGUGAUGACGUCAUCCGGGAUGGGAACGGCGGCUAGUACGAGCUCCAGCACUACAACGAAAAGCACCUUCAACUCCUCUUCGCCGAACAAGUACAGUCCGCGCAAGCUGCGCAAACCUCGUGGCCGAUGGUACCGGGAGCGAUGAGUGACGGGGAGUGCUGCAAUGGCGCCUCCAUCAUCAACACCACCAACAGCCACCGGAAGCUUCGUUCUGCUGGUGUAAGAUAUAGUGAGCAUACACUCACACACACACACACCCAUAAACGCAACCAAAACGUCCGGUGUGUAGAGAUGGCCAUAGCGUUCCGUGGAUGUGCUGCGUGUUGCCGGCUCUGUGCGUGUAUGUCUCUCAGUUCGUUUACAAAGGAUUUUUCAUUUUUUCCACCCCCGGCUGUUCGCAUUAUUCACAACUCAAUGGCCAAUAAGAAGGAUUUACCUUUGCAUUGUUUCUCGCGCGAGCUUGUAAAAAUAACGCUUUAACGAGUCCUUUGUUAACUGUCGCUUUUAUGUUCUUUUUUUUGGGUAUGUUACGUUUAUCUCGUGAGCUUAAAAAGGUUGGGCUAGAGAGCGGCGUUCAGUUGUGUAAAUGUAUUUUUAGUUUUUUUUUCCUUUUUAUUUAAGCAUUAGUUCGUAGUACAGCGCAAUUACAACACAGAGCUUCAGAAAGAGCCUCUAGGGCCAGAGGGAAGUUUUCGAAGAAAGCCCACGGAGUAUUAUGUGCAGAUUAUGUAAGGCCAACACAGCAACACCACUGCUAGGUUGCACAGGAACUAGGGCUCAAAGUUUGAUAGACAGAUGGGAGAGGAAGAAGCUUGAAAAAAGGGAUACGAAAACAGCCGAAAAGAGUGUGUGUGUAUAGACAACAAAAACAAAACAAAUUGAAAUGGGAUUAGUGUUAUUUUGUGUUUGUGCAGCUUAGGAAGGUUGCGAAGUUCUUCUUUUUUCCGUUUCGUGUCGUUUCGUUCGUUCUUGCGCGUGUGUUACGCAGGGAGGGAAUUGUCUUAGUGUGUGCCAAGCAGCGCAGCUCGAAUCGAUGCGAUACAGUUUCUUCUACCAAAAGUAAUACGCUCGAGAGAAGAGACGCCGGAGUAGGAAAAAAGAAACAAGAAAUCGGUACCGAGCUCUAAAUGUGAAUGGAUGAUAGGAAGGCGUAGCUGUGUAAGUGUUGUUAAGUCAGAGAAACUCGAGGGAAGAGAGAGAGAGUAAAGAACGUGUGCAAGAAAGCGAAAGCUGAGGAAGGAUUGACAGGACAAAAGAGAAAACGGGGCUCCAACCAGCCUUGAGAACGAAAAACUGCUACAAAUUGAAGAAGAAAAUAUUACUUGAAAAUUAA
Molecule: messenger RNA, 13020 nt
Organism: Anopheles coluzzii
Lineage: Eukaryota; Metazoa; Arthropoda; Insecta; Diptera; Culicidae
Exons: 6
Coding region: 1411-11832 (3473 amino acids)
Biological process (GO): regulation of cell cycle phase transition; positive regulation of nuclear cell cycle DNA replication
Cellular component (GO): Dbf4-dependent protein kinase complex; nucleus
Molecular function (GO): nucleic acid binding; protein serine/threonine kinase activator activity; zinc ion binding
Source: RefSeq, a predicted model, not a curated record